Cotesia congregata is the source of this 961-nucleotide messenger RNA. The record is from the annotation of a GenBank genome assembly. NCBI's taxonomy places the organism in Eukaryota, Metazoa, Arthropoda, Insecta, Hymenoptera, Braconidae.
AGAUGGAACUGCAGUCGAUCGCAUCAGCAGUGAGCACGAGGAUUCGAUAGCUGCUGCAUCUGAAGUUCACGACAGAGACUACGAUGGAUCAGAUGACUCGGACAUGUACAUGGAACCCGAUGAAGCUGAAACUGAAAAUCACGAGUCUCAACAAGCCAAAGAAGAACCAGCAUUCAAUCAAGCAUCAGAUACUCCAGAAACAACAACGACCGAGUCCCAAGUAGAAGCAGAUAAAAUCGAAGCAGUUCCAACAGCGCAGGAAGAUAAAAGCUUAGAACAAGAGAGUCAAAACUUCUUUCCUUCUUUUGCAGAACUAUUCGCCAACCAUCGACUAACUUACAAUGAACAGCAACAGCAACAACGUUAUCGUCCAAACCGUUUUUUGGGCUACUUCCAACGCGAACGAGCCCCCUAUCAAUCAUCAGCGUCCACGGUUAAAGAUGCACAACACCCACUUCUAGGUUCGGGCAACUUCGGGGUCAUACGUGGAGGGACUUAUUACUCUGAAGAAAAAGACGAGGAGUACAAUGGCGAUGAGAGUCUGUAUAAUCCGUACUACUCAUCCAAUCAUGCCAACAGAGGACGAUCCAAUCAUUAUCGGAAUCCUAAGCCACAACCUGUUCGGCCAGGAGAUUUUUUCUCGAAUUUCCGCGACUUUGCUGACAUCACAGCUCCACCCAAGUCUAGUUUUUCUCAUUUGUCUGUUGUUUAUACGAAUCGAAAUGGCACGAAAAGUGCUGCCGUUGGAGGAGCCACUGAACCGAGGAAUAUCAUUGAAACUCUGAGAAUGUUAGAAGAGCAAGACAAUGAAAAUACUGGAGAUGAUAGCACAACAACAACUGAGCUACCAGUUAAAAAAUUGAGUUCUGGAAAGCGAAAACUUAUGAAAAUGAAAAAAUACCAGGAAGAUAAGGCCAGAAAAUUUCGUAUGACUGUUGAACCUUUGCUUGCUUUGAGCUGA